Molecule: messenger RNA, 2502 nt
Organism: Echinops telfairi (small Madagascar hedgehog)
Lineage: Eukaryota; Metazoa; Chordata; Mammalia; Afrosoricida; Tenrecidae
Gene: NOLC1
Product: nucleolar and coiled-body phosphoprotein 1
Exons: 13
Coding region: 6-2108 (700 amino acids)
Cellular component (GO): nucleolus; nucleoplasm
Molecular function (GO): protein binding
Source: RefSeq, a predicted model, not a curated record
GGAGGAUGGCGGACGCCGGCUUGCGCCGCGUGGUUCCCAGCGACCUGUACCCCCUCGUGCUCGGCUUCCUACGCGACAACCAACUGUCAGAGGUGGCCACCAAGUUUGCCAAGGCGACAGGCGCGACCCAUCAGGAUGCCAAUGCCUCUUCCCUCUUGGACAUCUACAGUUUCUGGCUCAAGUCCAACAAGGCCCCAAAGCGGAAGUUACAAGCAAAUGGGCCUGUCCCUCAGAAGGUGAACAAGACUUCCUCCAGUGACAGCAGUGAGGACAGCAGUGACGAGGAAGAAGCCCAGGUGCCUCCAGCGAAGAAGGCUGCGGUAGCUGCCAAGCGGGCCAGCCUGCCCCAGGACCCUAGAAAGGCUGUAGCCAAAGCUUCAGAGAGCAGCGACAGCAGUGACGAAUCCAGUGAAGACGAAGAGGAGGACAAAAAGAAAAAGCCUGUCCAGCAGAAGGGAAUUAAGCCCCAACCUAAGGCAGCCAGAGCGCCACCCGCGAAAGCUGAGAGCGCGCCUUCGGAUUCAGAGUCGAGCUCAGAGGAUGAGGCACCAAGGAACCAGAAGCUAAAGACAGCGCCUGUGCCAGCGAAGGCCCCUGUGAGAGCCCUAGCCAAGCCAGGCGCACGAGUUCAAGCUGCACCUAAGGUAGCCAAUGGCAAAGCUGCUAGCAGCAGCAGUAGCAGCAGCAGCAGCAGCAGCAGCAGCAGCAGCGAUGACUCUGAGGAUGAGAAGGCAGCAGCCAACUCUAAGAAGCCUCUACCGAAAAAGCAACUUGUAGCCAAGGCCCCAGCGAAGGCGGUCUCCACCCCUGCCCAGGACAGUUCCAGCAGCGAGGACUCCUCCAGUGAGGAGGAGGAGGGACAGAAGCAGCCCGUAAAGAAAAAACCAGGACCCUACAGCUCAGUGCCUCCGCCUUCAGCUCCUCUGCCAAAGAAGUCCCUGGGGACCCGGCUCCCCAAGCAAGCCGCAGAGAAGCAGCAGCCCGAGGACAGCAGCGAGGACAGCAGCGACGAGUCUGAUUCUAGUUCUGAGGAAGAGAAGCAGCGCCCCGCAAAAGCAGUCGUCUCUAAAGCAGUUGCUAAGCCAGCUCCAGCCCAGAAGGCAGCAGAGAGUUCUUCAGAUAGCUCAGACUCCGACAGCUCAGAGGAUGAGGCUCCUGCCAAGCCAGUUGGCACCACCAAGACUGCCCCAAGUAAGGUGGCUGCAGUGGCCAAACAGCCUAAGCCCUCCAUACCUGCCAAGCAGCCUGCUGGCAGUGGCCAAAAGCCUUUGGCCAGAAAGGCAGAUAGCAGCUCGAGUGAAGAGGAGAGCAGUUCAAGUGAGGAGGAGGAAAAGGCAAAGGUACAGAAGAAGUCUGUGGCCACCCCGAAGCCCAAAGUGGUGGCCAAAGCAGCUCCAGCUCAGCCCGCCAAACCAGCCCCUCAGGGAGGCGGGGACAGCAGUUCUGAUUCCAGCAGCUCCAGCAGCGAGGAGGAGGAGGAGGAGAAAGAGAAGACCUCUAAACCCCCAGCUAAAGGGACACUGCAGAAGGCAGCCGUGACCCCUGCCAAGCCAGCCGCUAAGAAGAAAGUGGAGGCGGAGAGCACCAGCAGUUCUUCCUCUGAUGACUCCAGUGAGGAGGAGGAGGAGAAACCCAAGGGCAAGGCCACUCCCAAACCACAGACCCCCAAGGCCAAUGGCACCUCUCUUCUGACAGUGGAGAAUGGAAAGGCAGGUGGAGACAACGAAGAGGAAGAUGGAGCCGUUUCCAAGCCAGGAAAGAAACGGAAGCAGAAAGAGGCUGCCAAGGAGGCAGAGACUCCUCAAGUCAAGAAGCUGAAGCUCCAGACCCCCAACACAUUUCCCAAAAGGAAAAAAGGCGAGAGAAGGGCGUCAUCCCCCUUCCGAAGAGUCAGGGAAGAGGAAAUUGAUGUGGAUGCUCGUGUGGCAGACAACUCGUUUGAUGCCAAGCCAGGUGCAAUGGGAGACUGGGGGGAGCGAGCCAAUCAAGUUCUGAAGUUCACCAAAGGUAAAUCCUUCCGUCACGAGAAAACCAAGAAGAAGAGGGGCAGCUACCGAGGAGGCGCAAUCUCCGUCCAGGUCAACUCCAUCAAGUUUGACAGCGAGUGACCGGGCCGUCUGUGGUGACAGGAGGAGUGAUACUCCAGGGUCACUCACUUUCCUCAGUGGACGGGAAACCCUCCCCUCUCUUCAGGGCAGCGUGAUGUGCAUACAGACUGCUGCGGGACGCCCUCUCCGGUCCUGUGUGUGUGUGCCUGGUUUUGCCCAGGUCUGUGUCUGUGUACCCCCGGUCGGGGUAGCAGAGCCACGCAAAGGGGCAGCACAACACUCGUCUUGAAGAAAAUGUGUUUCAGCCGUCCUCCUCCCUUUCUGCCUCCACGGUGGAAGUCCUCCGACUGGGGGGUGGUAGUGUUUUAUAUUCAAUCACUUCCUGUGGGUUUUUGUUGUAAUUUUUAGAGGCAAGUUCCUACAGAUUAAAUUCUGGCUGUUGCCUAAAAUGUAA